Chrysochloris asiatica (Cape golden mole) is the source of this 3681-nucleotide messenger RNA. It is a transcript of the gene STAG3, whose product is annotated as stromal antigen 3. Gene Ontology annotation, cellular component: cohesin complex; chromatin; nucleus. The record is from RefSeq and is a predicted model, not a curated record. Gene Ontology annotation, molecular function: chromatin binding. Lineage: Eukaryota; Metazoa; Chordata; Mammalia; Afrosoricida; Chrysochloridae. Bases 1 to 3681 code for a protein of 1226 amino acids. The transcript has 33 exons. Gene Ontology annotation, biological process: sister chromatid cohesion.
AUGUCCACCCUGCGCUCCUCCGCCUCCCCAAGCAGUGUGACCUCGUCUCCACCAAAAGGCGGACCCUCUGCCGCCCUGCCUGCUGAUGAGAGGGUCAGGGAGCAGGCAUCCCAGGCGUAUAGUGACUCUUUAUCAUCUGAUGAAAGCAGUGACUUUGAAGCCAACUUGAGUCACAAUGUGAAGAGGAAGAGAGCAGCAAAACGACCACUCAGAACAAGUCCAGUAGCAAAACAUCCAAAGAAGGGGUCCCGAAUGGCACGAGGUCACCACCAGAAAGAGUCAGAGCCACCAUCCAAUGAUCUCUUUGGUGCUGUGAAAGCUGCCAAAAGUGACAUGCAGUCUUUGGUGGAUGAGUGGCUGGAUAGCUACAAGCAAGACCAGGAUACAGGAUUCUUGGAGCUCAUUAACUUUUUCAUUCGAUCUUGUGGCUGUAAAGGCAUUGUUACACUUGAGAUGUUCAAGAAGAUGUCCAACUCUGAGAUCAUCCGACACCUAACAGAACAGUUUAACGAGGACUCGGGGGACUAUCCCUUGACAACUCCAGGUCCCUCCUGGAAGAAGUUCCAGGGCAACUUCUGUGAGUUUGUGAGAACACUGGUCUACCAGUGCCAGUACAGCCUGCUCUAUGACGGCUUCCCUAUGGACAACCUCAUCUCCCUGCUCACUGGCCUCUCGGACUCUCAAGUCCGUGCCUUCCGUCAUACGAGCACCCUGGCUGCCAUGACGCUGAUGACCUCCUUGGUAAAAGUUGCCCUGCAACUGAGUCUGCACAAAGACAACAAUCAGCGACAGUAUGAGGCUGAACGAAGCAAAGGGCCAGGACAGAGAGCACCAGAGCGGCUGGAGAGCCUGCUGGAGAAACGCAAAGAGCUCCAAGAGCAUCAAGAAGACAUUGAGGGAAUGAUGAAUGCCCUCUUCAGAGGUGUCUUUGUACAUCGGUACCGGGAUGUGCUUCCUGAAAUCCGUGCUAUCUGCAUCGAGGAGAUUGGGUCUUGGAUGCAAAGCUACAGUACCUCUUUCCUUACUGACAGCUAUUUAAAAUACAUUGGCUGGACCCUGCAUGAUAAGCAUCGAGAAGUCCGUCUAAAGUGCCUGAAGGCUCUCAAAGGGCUGUAUAGCAACCGAGAUCUGACUGCGCGCCUGGAGCUCUUCACCAGCCGCUUCAAGGACCGGAUGGUAUCCAUGGUUAUGGACAAAGAGUAUGAUGUGGCAGUGGAGGCUGUCAGACUAUUAACACUUCUCCUUCAGAACAUGGAAGGGGUGCUGACAGACACAGACUGUGAAAGCGUCUACCCUGUGGUGUAUGCUUCCAAUCGAGCGCUGGCCUCUGCUGCAGGAGAGUUUCUUUACUGGAAGUUCUUCUUCCCUGAAUGUGGGACAAGAGUAGUGAGUGGAAGAGAACGACACCGAAGCCCAGGCUCCCAGAGGACUUUCUUUCAGCUCCUGCUAUCCUUCUUUGUGGAGAGUGAGCUCCAUAACCACGCUGCUUACUUAGUAGAUAGCCUGUGGGACUGUGCAGGGUCUCAGCUGAAGGAUUGGGAGAGUCUGACAAGCCUGCUGCUGGAGAAGGAUCAGAACCUGGGUGACAUCCAGGAGAGCACACUGAUAGAAAUCCUGGUGUCCAGUGUCCGGCAAGCUUCAGAGGCUCACCCACCUAUUGGCCGGGUCACUGGGAGGAAGGGGUUAACUGCCAAAGAACGGAAGAUCCAAGCUGAGGACAAGGUGAAACUGACUGAGCACCUCAUCCCCUUGCUUCCCCAGCUCCUGGCCAAGUUCUCAGCGGAUGCCGAGAAGGCUGCUCCCCUGCUGCAGCUUCUCAGCUACUUUGACCUCAGCAUCUACUGCACCAGACGCCUGGAGAAGCACCUGGAGUUGCUCUUGCAACAGCUCCAGGAAGUGGUGGUGAAGCACACUGAGCCAGCUGUCCUGGAGGCUGGAGCUCGCGCCCUCUGUCAGCUCUAUAAGCCUGAGUUCACUUUCUUCAGCCGGGUGGACUUUGCUCGCAGUCAGCUGGUGGAUCUGCUGACCGACCGCUUCCAACAGGAACUUGAAGAGCUACUACAGUCUUCCUUCCUAGAUGAGGACGAGGUCUAUAGUCUGGCCGCCACUCUAAAGCGCCUCUCUGCCUUCUACAACGCUCAUGACUUGACUCGCUGGGAGCUCUAUGAGCCAUGCUACCGACUCCUCCGGAAGGCUGUGGAUACAGGAGAGGUUCCUUGCCAGGUGGUCCUUCCAGCCUUGACUCUAGUCUAUUUUUCCAUCCUCUGGACACUAAACCACGUUUCUGGAUCAGAUGCUCCUGAGAAACAGCUAUUGAGUUUGAAGGAGAGAUUGGUGGGCUUUUGUGAGCUCUGCCAGAGCUGCCUCUCAGAUGUGGACCCUGAGAUCCAAGAGCAGGCUUUCAUCUUAUUAAGUGAUCUGCUUCUCAUCUUCAGCCCUCACAUGACUGUAGGGGGAUACGAUUUCCUUAGGCCACUAGUCUUUUUCCCUGAUGCCACUCUCCAGUCUGAGCUAGCCAGCUUCCUCAUGGACCAUGUCUUCAUCCAGCCUGGGGACCUGGGCUGUGGUGAUUCCCAGGAGGAUCAUUUACAGAUAGAGCGGCUCCAUCAGCGGCGCCGCCUCCUGGCUGGAUUCUGCAAGCUGUUGCUGUUUGGGGUACUGGAGAUGGAUGCAGCCUCAGAUGUUUUCAAACACUACAACAAGUUCUAUAAUGACUAUGGUGACAUCAUCAAGGAAACACUAACGAGAGCAAGACAGAUUGACCGAAGUCACUGUUGCCGAAUUCUGCUGCUAAGCCUCAAACAGUUGUAUACAGAACUGCUGCAGGAACAAGGACCCCAAGGCCUGAGUGAGCUUCCAGCCUUCAUUGAGAUGAGGGACUUGGCCCGGAGGUUUGCCUUGAGCUUUGGACCCCAGCAGCUACAGAACCGUGAUCUUGUGGUCAUGCUACACAAGGAAGGCAUCAAGUUCUCCUUGUCUGAGCUUCCUCCAGCUGGCUCCUCCAGUCAGCCUGCAAACCUGGCAUUCCUGGAGCUCCUUUCAGAAUUUUCCCCGCGACUCUUCCAUCAGGACAAGCAGCUACUCCUGUCGUACCUAGAAAAGUGCCUACAGAGUGUCCCCCAAGCAGCUGGCAAUCCCUGGGCUCCAGUCACCACUUACUGCCACUCCCUCAGCCCUCUAGAGAACACAGCUGAGGCUAGACCUCAGAUCUACUCCCGCUCCAAGAAGAGGCGCGCUGAAGGCCUCUCCAGGCUGAAAGGCGAGGAUACCUCCUCCUCCCAAGAUGAAAGCCUCCAGCUGAGCAGCCUCCCACCCACGCCUCCCCUCACCUCUACAGCUGUGAAGAGUAGGCUGCCCCUGAGGGCAUUAGAAGAGGUGGAAGAAGAAGAGAGCUCAGAAUUGGAGUUGGCUCAAGGCCCACCCUUUUCAGAGUCCCAACGGCCUAGGUGCACAGGGCCACAGCAUUUCCACUCUCCACUCAGUUCCUCAGGUGCUGGUCUGGACAAUCAGCUGACCCGACUCCGCCUAAUGGAAGAGGAAGAAGAUGACGUACUAGCAAUUCAGGAUAACUCCAGUGAAGAAUGGCAAGUUACAGACAAGCAGCCAAGUAGCUACUCAUCUCCUGGUGAACACCGGCUGGACCUCUUAGAUUCUACAGAGCUGAAUAUUGAGGAUUUCUGA